Messenger RNA from Notolabrus celidotus (New Zealand spotty), 1969 nucleotides. RefSeq names its product Ras-related associated with diabetes (gene rrad). Gene Ontology annotation, cellular component: plasma membrane. The transcript has 5 exons. The coding region runs from base 337 to 1266 and encodes 309 amino acids. The record is from RefSeq and is a predicted model, not a curated record. Lineage: Eukaryota; Metazoa; Chordata; Actinopteri; Labriformes; Labridae. Gene Ontology annotation, molecular function: GTPase activity; calcium channel regulator activity; GTP binding. Gene Ontology annotation, biological process: negative regulation of high voltage-gated calcium channel activity.
GUGGGCUUCCCCUCUUCAAGGAUUCAUCUCUGGCCGCCCCCGCAGAGGUACGCUCUCCAUUUGGCGAUGCGGAAGGGAGAUUCCUCAGCCCUUCCAGUCAUACACCCCCUCCUCUGUGUGAUGUUACCCUUACGCACCACUAUCAGAAGCGGAGACGUGAUUCUCUGGGGCGAAUCCCUGCCGACGUCACUUCCAAUCCCGUAUAAAUAGACUGAGCAAUAGACUCUGGCCAGACUCAAGCCAAACCGCUUUUCGGAAACAACUCUCCAAACUAAGGAUUAUUGGAUUGCCUUCGUUGGAUUUUAUUCCCAGCAUCGAACCCUCCGUAUUAUCACAAUGACUUUGAACAAAGGAGACAAAUUGCGGAACAUGGACAAGAGAAGAGGAAGCAUGCCAUUCCCCAUGAAUCUACCAAACCUACACAGGAGAAGCAUGCCCGUGGACGACCGGGACCUGCGCGCCACGAUGCCACAGACUGGCCAAACAGACGAGCUGUCCAACCUCCUGCGCUGCACGUCCUACUCUCCAAACGAGCAGCAUCGAGACAGCUGUGCGUCCGACUCCUCCGACUCCGUCAUCUCCACCGGCAGCGAGGCUGACUCCCAGGUGUACAAGGUGGUUCUCCUCGGGGAGCACGGAGUCGGCAAGUCCAGCUUGGCGCGCGUCUUUGGAGGAGUUGAGGAUGCUGGUCACGACUGCGAUGAACCAGGAAACACCUAUGACAGAUGCAUCCUCGUGGAUGAAGAAGAGGCAUCCAUCAUGUUGUACGACAUCUGGGAACAGGAUAACAGUCAGUGGCUGAAGGAUCAGUGCAUGAGGAUGGGAGACGCCUACAUCAUUGUGUAUUCAGUGACAGACAAAUCAAGCUUUGAGAAGGCCUCAGAGCUGCGGAUUCAGCUGCGUCGGGCCAGGCAGUCGGAGAACAUUCCCAUAAUCCUCGUGGGGAACAAGAGUGACCUGGUGCGGUCCAGAGAGGUGUCUGUUGACGAGGGAAGUGCCUGCGCAGUCGUGUUUGACUGCAAGUUCAUUGAGACAUCUGCCUCCCUUCAUCACAACGUGCAGGAUCUAUUCGAGGGCAUCGUCAGACAGAUCCGUUUGAGGAAAGACAGCAAGGAGGAGAACGCACGACGCAUGGCCAACUGCAGGCGCAGAGAGAGCAUCGGCAAGAAAGCCAAACGGUUUCUGGGUCGCAUGGUCGCACGCAAGAACAAGAAGAUGGCUUUCAGGCAGAAAUCAAAGUCCUGCCAUGACCUAACGGUUCUCUGAGGAACAGGAACAGACAGGACAGAUGGACAAUCUCUUCUUUGGCCUCUGAAGACCAGACGCUGUGUGUGUUUUAACACUAACCCUAAAGGACUAAUAGAGCUGUACAGGAAUAUAUUUUUAUUUUUUAGACACCUACCAAACGCAAAGAAAAGACUUGAUUGAUAAAGGAAAUAUCAUUAUCAUAAUAAUGGUGAUAACCUGCAUGAAGCUUUGCAGUCAUUGUUUUAUUUUUGUCUGCCUUAAACAUGUUGCUGUCAUUUUGUGAUCUGUUUGUAUGAAAAUCCACAAAGUCUCGUUUCCUUUUAUUUUCUAAUGAGUUGCAAAGAUCGCCUUUCUGUUGUGUUCUUGUUGAGCUCCUUUACCGGAGAGAAUGGAUGUAUAUAAUAUAGCAUGAAUGAUGACGAAAGCAACAUACAUCUCAUUUAUCCUGACAGACGCAGUAAAAGAUCAGAGUGCUCGGUCAUCUGGAGUCGUAUUUACUUGAAGCGUGGUACGCAGGUUCGUGCCUCAGCCAAGUUUCUGAGGACUAAUCAAGAAUAGAGACAAACUUGUAUUGUUUUCUGUUUUUCCAUAACACUGAAUCCAGUUUGUGAAUGUAUGAGUAAUAGAGCAAUAAGUUAUUUCAGUCUUGUGAACCUUGACAUUAUUUGGAAAUCUUUGUUUAUUUCCUUUUUCAAUAAAAUAUGAAAAACAAAGCACAAAA